AUGGAGGACAGCAGGAAGCUCCUUUGCAGACAAAGGCAAGUCAUUUUAUCCUUUCUCCUCUUGGGUUUGUCUCUGGUGGGGGCGGAACCGAGGCGCUAUUCUGUAGUGGAGGAAACUGUGGGCAGCUUCUUUGUAACCAAUUUAGCGACGGACCUGGGUCUGGGGCAGAAGGAACUCUCCAGGCGAGGGGCUAGGGUCAUUUCCACAGGGAACAAACUGCGUUUGCAUCUCGAUGUGGAGACCGGGGAUUUGAUGCUAAAUGAGAAACUGGAUCGCGAGGCACUGUGCAGUGACACAGAGCCCUGUGUGCUACGUUUCCAAGCGUUGCUAGAAAAUCCCUUAGAGUUUUUUCAAGCUGAGCUGCAAGUAAUAGACAUAAAUGACCAUGCUCCGGUGUUCACGGACAAAGAAAUAUUACUAAAAAUAUCAGAGAGCAGUCCUCCCGGGACUACGUUUCCUCUGAAGAACGCUCAGGACAUGGACAUAGGUCGAAAUAAUAUUGAGAAUUAUGUCAUCAGUUCCAACGCCCAUUUUCGGGUCCUCACCCGAAAACGCAGCGACGGUAGGAAAUAUCCAGAGUUGGUGCUGGACAAAGCACUAGAUCGGGAGGAGGAACCUGGGCUCAUGUUAAUCCUCACGGCCCAAGAUGGUGGCUCUCCGCCCCGGUCUGGAACAGUCCAGGUCCACAUCGAAGUCGUGGACACUAAUGACAAUGCCCCUGAAUUUGAGCAGUCUCUCUAUCAGGUGCAGGUCCCUGAGGACAGUCCCAUGGGCUUCCUGAUUGUGAGGGUCUCUGCUACUGACAUAGACAUAGGAGCCAACGGAGAGAUUUCUUAUUCACUUUUCCAAGUUUCAGAGGAGAUUAGCAAAACCUUUGAGGUAAAUCCCAUGACAGGAGAAAUUCGACUGAAAAAACAACUUGAUUUUGAAACAAUUCAGUCCUAUGAAGUCAACAUGGAGGCCAGAGAUGCUGGAAGCUUUUCUGGAAAAUGCACUGUUUUGGUUCAAGUCAUGGAUGUGAACGAUAACGCCCCAGAAAUCUCCAUUUCUGCGUUUACCAGUCCGAUACCUGAGAACUCGCCUGAGACUGUGGUUGCAGUUUUCAGUGUUUCAGAUCUUGAUUCGGACGAAAAUGGGAAGCUAGGUUGUUCCAUUCAGGACGAUCUACCAUUCCUCCUGAAUUCUUCUGUCGAAAACAUUUACACUCUGGGAACAGACAGACCUCUGGACAGAGAGAGCAGAUCUGAGUACAACGUCACCAUCACCGUUACGGACUUGGGAACCCCAAGGCUAAAAACACAGCUCAGUGUAACCGUCCUGGUCUCCGACGUCAAUGACAACACGCCCACCUUCUUCCAAUCCUCCUACACCCUGUUCGUCCGCGAGAACAACAGCCCCGCCCUGCACAUAGGCAGCGUCAACGCCACAGACAGAGACUCAGGCACCAACGCCCAAGUCACCUACUCGCUGCUGCCGCCCCAGGACCCGCACCUUCCUCUCGCCUCCUUGGUCUCCAUCAACGCGGACAACGGGCACCUGUUCGCUCUCAGGUCGCUGGAUUACGAGGCCCUGCGAGCCUUCGAGUUCCGCGUG
Molecule: messenger RNA, 1593 nt
Organism: Trichechus manatus latirostris (Florida manatee)
Lineage: Eukaryota; Metazoa; Chordata; Mammalia; Sirenia; Trichechidae
Product: protocadherin beta-13-like
Exons: 1
Biological process (GO): homophilic cell-cell adhesion
Cellular component (GO): plasma membrane
Molecular function (GO): calcium ion binding
Source: RefSeq, a predicted model, not a curated record